Molecule: messenger RNA, 1641 nt
Organism: Chanos chanos (milkfish)
Lineage: Eukaryota; Metazoa; Chordata; Actinopteri; Gonorynchiformes; Chanidae
Product: E3 ubiquitin/ISG15 ligase TRIM25
Exons: 2
Coding region: 1-1641 (546 amino acids)
Molecular function (GO): zinc ion binding; protein binding
Source: RefSeq, a predicted model, not a curated record
AUGAGCGCGUCUAAGCCAGAGGAUCUGCUAGCUCAGGAGUUGAGCUGUCCCAUUUGCCUACAGCUCUUCUCUGACCCUGUCACUCUACCAUGUGGUCAUAACUACUGCAUGGAUUGCAUUAGUGCAGCUACACCGUCUGACAACCCAAAGAGCCCAGCCCGUUGUCCAGAGUGUCGGGAGGAAUACAACAGCCCAGACCAGCUCCAGAGGAACUUCAAACUCAGUGGCAUUGUGGACGGCUACCGCUCUGCCAUGGAAGGGGGUGGACUGAAGACCAUGGAGGAAGAGGAACAGAAAACCGUGGUGACGUGUGACCAGUGUCUGGAUGGGCCAAUGCCAGCUGUAAAGAGGUGUCUCCGAUGUGAAGUGUCACUUUGCCUUGGGCACCUGCAAAGGCAUGAGGAGAGGCACCAGUCCCGUGGGCACGUACUGGCAGAUCCAAUUGUGCAAGAUCCAAUGGAGAGGUGCCAACUCCAUAGGAAGAAGCUGGAAUUUGUUUGUGGCCUGGACCGGACGUUUCUCUGUACCACGUGUGUAGUAGAGGGAACCCAUCAGAACCAUGAAAUUCUGACUGUUGAGGCUGCAGACGGAGAGAUGAGACAUCUACUGGGGGUCCACGCUAAAGCUACCACAGACAGGCUCCAGAUGACCAACGCACUGCUGAAACGGGCUAGAUCAGCAAACCAACCCUCUGACACCCCCACUGAGAAACUGGUCUACAAAGCAGAGUCUGUACUGGAUAAUAUGCUGGCACUGGUCAAUGGUUACAAGGAUCGUAUGAAAGAGCUGAUGGAGACAGAAGUUCGUCAGAGGGAGAAAGAGUGGCAGAGUAGUGUAUAUACUCUGGAGGACCAGGAGCAGUUGCUUCAGGAGGCUAAGAGUAGUGCCGCAGAAGUCCUAGCUGAGACCAAUGAAUUUCGUUUCAUUCAGCGUUACCUCAAAAUUGAAGCUCGACUCCGCUACGCAGCAUCUCUCUCCGUUGCUGAGCUCCCGGCGAAUGCACCAGCCGGAACCAAACGCCUGCGGGCUGAGAUGCGCACAGACGAAUUUCGCUAUGAGAUGAGUUUACUUCUACAGUCACUUCACGGCCUUCUAAAUCCUCUCGACCUCACGUUCAACCCCAAUACCGCUCACCCUAACCUAAUGCUAUCUAAUGACCUACGAACGGUCAGAUACAACUCCGCCAAACAAGGUUUCUCAGAAAACAGUGAGCGUUUCACCAGCGUGGUUCAGGUGCUUGCCUCUCAGGGUCUGUCGCGGGGGGUGCACGUGUGGGUGGCGGAGCUGGAGCCCUGCACUAUGUGGUCCCUGGGUUUGUGUUACAAGAGCAUUGCGCGGAAGGGAGAUCACAGUCGACUAGGUCAUAACUCCAGUUCCUGGAGGCUGCAGUGGAAGAAUCGUAAAAUGACAGCAUGUCACGAAUCUGUCAAUUUAACAGUGCCAGAUGCGCCGACCGUCGCACCACAACGGGUAGAGGUAGCGCUGGAUUAUGAGGGUGGCACUUUGUCCUUCCACUGCGUUAGCGGGAAGAGACGCCACCUGUACACAUUCCAUGCUGUAUUUCGUGAGACCGUGUAUCCUGCAUUCAGCAUCCACUCCACUACAGACCAGUCCUGGAUCACUCUCCUCAGUGGGGUUUAA